AAGGGUCGCCUGCCUGUUAAGUGGACUGCUUAUGAGGCUUUGUUGUAUGGAGUGUACACAACACAAAGUGACGUGUGAGUAGUGAACAUUAUAUGGCCUUUGAAAUAGCCUUGUUCAUUUUUCGUUAACUACAAAUGUUCACAUCUCCCAUUCCUUUCAAUUUGCAGUUGGAGUUAUGGUAUUCUCCUUUACGAGAUACUUACUGUAGGUAAGCGUGGAUUAAAACAGAAACAUACACAAUAUUGUUUAAAAAAACAGUUAAAUAGGCUGAGUCCUGCAUCAGAUAUUAAUUACAUAAUACAAUCGCUCCUUUUCUCCAAUAAAUGAAUAGAUAAAUGAAAUAUUCCAACGUCAUUCUAUAGGUGGGACUCCAUAUCCAGAUAUAAAACCUCGUCAAAUCGCGGAACGACUUCAAAAAGGAUACAGAAUGCCGAAACCAAGACACGUUGAUGAGAAACUGUGAGUAAAGGUUCAGUUUAUAGUAUCAUAUAACAGCUUAGCCAUUAAGGAUUUUCAGUUUUGAUUAUCUCAGUUUUUAGUAUUUGCAACUGUAUCUCUAUCAAAAGAGGCUACUCAUGCAAGGGGGUAUUGCCUCAAGCAAUCCUCUUCCACGUGAGGACUAGACCAGUCUAUAGACUUGUGUGUGUUCUCCUUUAACUUUUGGCGCGCUUCUGUUUAAUUUUCACCUGGGCUUUCCACCUCCAAAUGAACCCUUAUAGCUUUUUACUUAAGGAUAGGCAUAGAACAUCAAGAGAGUGGAAAUUGUCCACUUCACGUCUGUUUCUUAACUUAAUAUUAGAAAAUCUUUGGGCUCUUUGUUAAAAUGACCUAGGUACCAGGUCAUGCUGAAAUGUUGGGAGGAGGAACCAAAUGAUCGACCAACAUUUCAAAACCUGCGCAAGACCAUGAAGGAAAUGGAGAGAAAACACCAGGUGAGAUGAUUAGACAACAUGAUAAAGAUGGUACUACAUUUGCAGGAAAAGAUUCAUUAUUUGAUUGUUUCGCCACUUAUCAGACACAGUACAGUUAUAUGACAAAGAUGACAAGUCUCUUUGUUAAAAUGGAGACAAGGAGGGGAAUAUAUUGGGUGGAAGGAGUGACAGUAUAGCCACCAAGUGAACGACUUUUGUAAGACGUCUGAGAAAAAGACACAUUCCAAAGACAUUUGGAAUUAAAUAUAUUCUACAAAAACAGCUCGUAAAAAAAGACCAAAGAGUUAACUUGUGUAAAUAAGUGUAUUCAGCAGAUGAUUAAAAUGAGUGGGACCUCCUUUCUUGUCAAUACAAACAGCAUUCAAUAAGGCCGAGGAAAAUAACACAUACCGGGGUCUGCAUAAUUCUUCAAAUCACACAAAAGACGAAUCCAAUAAUUUCCUUAUUAUUCAUUCAAGAAAUCUGUAGUUUUAAAUGGUAUUUUUGCUAUUAUUGCUAAGUUUUAAGGCACUUUUUGGCUCUUUCCACUUCGCAUAACUCGAAAAAAACCACUGCUUUUUUUGCCCUGUGUUCCCUGCACUUCUGUUUCCCUUUAUUUUUGAUAUCGUUCUGUUAUCGACGAAACAAUAGUUACUCUUUAUGCAGAAUUAGCCGGGGGAUUUGAGCCAAUCAGAAACUAAGGAACGUUUUGAAUGAACUAAGGACUAGAACUUAAUUUUGCGAAAAUGGAGCGGUUAUAUUUCGCGGGACUCAAAUUUCGGGAUUAGAUGAAAAAGAAAAUUAGCAAUUAUUAAGCUUGAAUAAUCAUCAUCAUCAUCGUCAUCAUCGUGCUUCAUGAUAACAUUGCAAUACAUUUUUAACGAACAGCUAAAAAAAAAAUUAAGCUAACUUUAUUCUUGAUUGAUUUUCACUAACAGAUGUACGUCAACCUGAGACAGUAUGAUGGCCGUCUAUAUGCCAACGUUCAUGCCGGGGAUGGGACUGAAUAG
Messenger RNA from Porites evermanni, 1921 nucleotides. NCBI's taxonomy places the organism in Eukaryota, Metazoa, Cnidaria, Anthozoa, Scleractinia, Poritidae. The record is from the annotation of a GenBank genome assembly.